AUGAUAUCUUGUUUCAGGUACUGCCACGGUACUUGUGCAUCGUACUUUAUUCCACGACUAAACAGCAAAAAGCUGAAGGCUGUUUUCAAGUCGUGUGCGGCGUUGCGUGCCUCGAGAUUACGAUGCCGUCAAUGUCACAUUGGACUGCCCUGGACAAGAUCCGCCACAAAUUACCAAGUCCAUUGUGAAGAUCAAAAAGUGCGAAUGCAUCGAUCUGGACCUGUCGGCGCAUCUUCGCUUAUAGCCGAUGAGAUCAUAGCCUUCUAG
Messenger RNA from Cooperia oncophora, 267 nucleotides. NCBI's taxonomy places the organism in Eukaryota, Metazoa, Nematoda, Chromadorea, Rhabditida, Trichostrongylidae. The record is from the annotation of a GenBank genome assembly.